This is a messenger RNA of Oikopleura dioica, 579 nucleotides long. The record is from the annotation of a GenBank genome assembly. Lineage: Eukaryota; Metazoa; Chordata; Appendicularia; Copelata; Oikopleuridae.
AUGAAUGCCGUUGUCGAGUAUACCCGACAAAAAGGUCUUGCCGCUAAAAGUCUUGCGUCGCCCGAUUCAAGCUUCGACGGUUCCGACGAUGAUGAUGACAGCGGCAAAACAAAUGUUGUUCCAGAGACUGACGACGACGAGGACGACGCCCAAGUCGACAAGGAUGUUGAAAAGUUGAUCCAGUUUCAUCGCCGACUGCACAACCUCAAAAACAGCUUCCCUAUAAGGACAAGCGCUCCUCGUCUGUUGCAUGGUGUCAACAAGAUUCUCCUCGAGUUCAAACUAGCUCAUGGGAUGAAAUUCGACAAACGAGAUAUGGCAACUUUGCAGCGCUCCGCCGAGAUGUUGAAUAUAAAAGUAAGCAAGCGAAGUGGCGUCAAGGAGGUGAAACGUAUUUAUGACAUUGUUGAAACGAAAUCCAUUGCCAUGAAUCACGAAAACCACUCGAGCCAAUCUUUUGUUGAAAGGUGUCCUCAUCGAACGAUUUCUCAUCGAACACUGGCAACAAAGGAUAUUGAGCAAAAGAAAAAAGAUGGCGAAGUUAACACAGAUACGAUUGAUCCAAUUGUAACUGAUUAA